AUGUCUUUUGGGUCCAAAAAUCAUCAAAGUUCACAAGCGGUAGGGGGUGAAAAGAAUGAUUUGCCUACCACCGCUGUUUCUUUAGAUUUCAACACAACUUCAGUUCGCAUUCACGCAGCUGGAACUAAUCAAUCCGAUGUCUCCAGCGUGAUCCUUGAUCGAUUCGAUUGGAAAGAGCCCAUACUUCCAGGUUAUGACUUCGCCUAUUCAACUACUAAAUCCAAAUCCCUCAAUGAGCGGCAGCCAAUGUUGGUGUUCCGCACUCAAAUACUUAUCUCUUUAUUGCUGGAGAAGAUUACUGCAAGUGCGUAA
Molecule: messenger RNA, 312 nt
Organism: Sclerotinia sclerotiorum 1980 UF-70
Lineage: Eukaryota; Fungi; Ascomycota; Leotiomycetes; Helotiales; Sclerotiniaceae
Exons: 4
Coding region: 1-312 (103 amino acids)
Source: RefSeq, a predicted model, not a curated record